Alnus glutinosa is the source of this 2938-nucleotide messenger RNA. RefSeq lists its product as uncharacterized. Gene Ontology annotation, biological process: mRNA splicing, via spliceosome. Bases 449 to 2041 code for a protein of 530 amino acids. NCBI's taxonomy places the organism in Eukaryota, Viridiplantae, Streptophyta, Magnoliopsida, Fagales, Betulaceae. The transcript is spliced from 10 exons. Gene Ontology annotation, molecular function: RNA binding. Gene Ontology annotation, cellular component: RES complex; U2-type spliceosomal complex. The record is from RefSeq and is a predicted model, not a curated record.
GGUAAAUUUUUGGUUGAUUUUGUUGGUUCUCUGUUGGUUCGGCUGAGUAUGCGAAAUGGCCAGUUGGUCUGCUAUGGCCAAAUGGAAGAAGAGGGGAUUCUUAAACCGUGCCAAACCAAAAGCCUUAAUACGUUUGGUUCAAUUUCCUCUGAGUUUAAAACGGUGACGUUUAGGUUAAUAAAAUCCUAAAAUAAUCCCAGCCAUUGAUCAAAUUACGGACUUCUAAAGUCCAGCACAGAAGCCGGAUCUUUUACAACAACGACGUCGACGACAACCACAUCAGGAAGUUAAUUCGAACGCUAAUUCAAAUCCAAACCCUCGACUGUGCGAAAGUCGGCGAGAAAGAAACAAAGAAAUCGAAAGAAAAUCCCCAAAUUCGAACAGAAAAUCUUCCAAGUGGCCAAUCGUCAAAAACCUUGCUGCAUAGGAAUUUCAUUGAUAUUGAGCAAUGGCGGUGGCUUCAACUUCGGGACCCAAGUCCCUUAAAGAUUAUCUAAAAAGAUAUGAGAGCAAUGCUGAAGAAGAGCAGAAAAAGAAGAAGAAGAGGAAAAAGAAGGUUGAAAGUAAACCAGAUGCAAGGGGCGUUUUAGUUGUGGAUGAAGAUCCAGUUUGGCAGAAACCAGUAAAUCUUGAAGAGGAAAAUGAUGAUUCAGCUGAUGAAGAGAAGCCACAAGUUGAUGAGGACAUUGAGGUUAAGCGGAUGAGGAGGCUCGAACAACUGAGGGCCAGGCGUCCAUAUAAUGCCAUAUCAGACGAUGGAAGUGGUUGGGUUCCACUCUCUCCUAAAUUUGCGAAAUCUGGUGACCCAUAUUCUGAUAUGUCACCACCUCGUAAACAAAGGGUUCGGAAUGACACACCUUCACCAGAACCUGAACUGAAGCUUUCAGAUUCUGGCAGAGAUAACAUCGAUUUGUCACCUCCAUGGCAGCGGCGGAAACACCACCAUACUCCAUCACCUGAACGCGAUAUGAAGCGUGCAUUUUCCAAUGACCUGAACUCUGAUAUGUCUCCACCUCACAAAUGGAGGGUUCGGAAUGACACACCUUCAUCAGAACCUGGAGUGAGGCCUUUAGAAUCUGACAAAGCAGAUACUGAUUUGUCACCUCCACGGCAGCAGCAGAAGCGUCACCGUACACCACCAUCACCUGACAUUUCUCCUCCUCGAAGGGGUCGUCGUGAUUCUCCAUAUCAAGAUGACUUUUGUUCCUCCCUGGGGUCAGACCUUUCUCCCCCAAGGAAAAGCCGGAAGGAUGUUGGGAGAAAUGGGCCGCCUGAUCUUUCCCCUCCACGUAGGCGUCGAACUGAAACCAAUGCUUCAGGUACAUCUUUGCCUUCAGACCUUUCUCCACCAAGGAAAAGCCGAAACGAAGCUGCAGUGAAAGAGCAACAAAAAACAGGUCUGGUUUCUGGUCAAGACAUCAGUGAAGAGAUUGCUAGAACUAAGAAGAAUGAUUUGUUGAGGUUUAACAAGAUGGAUCCUUCUAUAAGUGGUCGAGGGGCAGAACCUGUAUAUCGUGAUAGGAUAAAAGGAGAACGUAUAUCAAAGGAAGAAUUCCUCAAAUCAAGGCAGAAAGUAAAAGUAGAAGAGAAGCCCAAGGAGGUAAAGUUGGAAUGGGGCAAGGGCUUGGCUCAAAAGCGGGAAGCUGAAGAUAGGCUGCAGGAAUUGGAACUUGAGAAGGAUAAACCAUUUGCGCGAACCAGAGAUGAUCCGGAACUCGACAACAUGAUGAAAGAGAGAUUAAGAUGGGGUGAUCCCAUGGCGCAUUUGGUGAAGAAAAAGCAUCCUGAACUGAAUCUCCCGAACCUAGGGGAUAGCGAGAAAAUGAAAGAAUCAGGGUUUAUUAUUCCUCAGGACAUUCCCAAUCACAGCUGGUUAAAAAGAGGAUUGGAUGCUGCACCAAAUCGAUAUGGUAUAAGACCAGGGAGACAUUGGGACGGAGUUGACCGUAGUACUGGAUUUGAGAAGGGAUUGUUUAAAAGGACGAAUGAGAAACGAGCUACAGAAACAGAAGCAUAUCUUUGGUCUGUAUCUGAUAUGUGACUUGAAGGUAAUAGCAGAAUUCCAACUUGCAGAGAUGUGGUUCCAUUCCCGGUAAUCUUUGUUGCCUGAACUGUGGAUCAGACCAGAAUUUUGUCAAGCACGUAGGUGUGAAGGCUUUGAGUGCUGGGCUAUUCUUGUUGCAGAGUUUUUGCAAAGCAAAUAUAGAUUAUAUGGCUUGUACUUUGUGUACUUUUUUCCCGCUUAGUCUUUUCCUUCAAUGGCAUGUGACCACAAUGAUCUUUUAGAAUGUCACAUGGCCAAAUUGAAAGAUGUAAACCUUUUGGACAAUUAACUGCUGAUCAAAAGCCGAUUUGAAUGCCGGUCAGUUAGUAUUUGGAUCGCUAUUCGUUAUGAUUUGUACCAAUACAGUGAGUGACUGCAUGACGGGAUUAGAAGAUGGUAAGAGCCAGGAUGCUGCUAUAUUGAUUACUGUGGAGCUUGGCAUAUGCAAUUCUAGCUUGGCGAGAAGGUUAGACAAAUUUUCCUCAAAUUCAAUUUGUGCUCGACCUGAAGCAUGAAGCUUACGGCGAUGGUAAUAUAGGUCGGUCGGUGUGGAUCCUUAAGCCAUGGCUGGAUAUAUAUUCGUUGAGGUAACAUUUGCGCCGACGUUGGCUUGCCAAUGCCAGACAUGGAAACCGGCAGGGAUCUGAUGACGUUCUGUUUCGGGACCACCUAUGCAGUUGCUAUAGGCUUCAGCCCCCAUUUAAUUCAUACCAGAUACUACCAUUAACGACCAAAAGAAGUGAAGAAAAUGGGGGAUUAGCGACUUGGUUUAUUUCAUCAUAUUAUUAGCUUGCCCCGGAUGCUAGUAUUAUUGAAAUUAUUAACAUAAUUAUUUUUUAGGAUAGAUUAUGAUAGGGUGCCUUCAAUCUUACGGGGGUAAUCCAUUUUUACCUA